Messenger RNA from Lichtheimia ornata, 3195 nucleotides. RefSeq lists its product as uncharacterized. The coding region runs from base 1 to 3195 and encodes 1064 amino acids. NCBI's taxonomy places the organism in Eukaryota, Fungi, Mucoromycota, Mucoromycetes, Mucorales, Lichtheimiaceae. Gene Ontology annotation, molecular function: guanyl-nucleotide exchange factor activity. Gene Ontology annotation, biological process: intracellular signal transduction. The record is from RefSeq and is a predicted model, not a curated record. The transcript is spliced from 12 exons.
AUGACUUUAUCGCAUACAACUUCAGUAUCACCUCGUCGAUCCAACAAUUUCUUACACGCCGACCGACCAUCAUUGGACGAACUACGACGAUCGUCUACCAAAUGGCUGAAUGGUGGUAGCAGCAAUGGCAGCAAUCUAUUUCGCAUUGGGAGUUCGCUUGCACGAAGGGCCACCUCCAUGACACCAGCACCUUCUCGGUCGACACCCCACCCUAGAGCCUCUUUACAAGAAACCAGGACAACAAAGAUACGAGCAAAGCCUAGCUUUGAUGGACGUUCCAGAAUUCGCCAAGAGAACGGGAAUACCGGCACGGAUAUAUAUGAUAGUGCUCAUGUUGUUGCUCAGCAAGAUCGGGAUCCAUCAUCCGGCAUGCAAUCGACGUUGACGGUUCUAUAUUGCGCUUAUCUAUCGGUCGUUGCCCGGGAAUUCAGACGACGCAUUAUUCUUGUGGAUCGUGUCAAGAAUGGUAUCGAAUACAAGAACGUAUUUGAUGGACGAGAAGCCAUUGACACACUGGCAGACAUCAUUGGCAAUACACAACGACGCGAUAUCGCUCUUCGAUUAGGACGCGCGCUUGGUGCACAACGCUUUUUUCACGAUGUCAACUAUGAGAGCCGAUUGGUCGACACAUUUACCGAAAUAUACCAGUUUUACGACGACAAUGAUUAUUUUGGUACAAGCAGCAGUGAUAGCAGCGUCAUUGUAUCCACCACUGGAACAGAGGAUUCGAUCGAGGCAACAACACCCGAAUAUGAUUCAUCCAUGGAACAACAACAACAUCAACAACAACAACCAUCCACGUUGCCGAAUGGUGUCUUUACAGACUUGACCUAUUGUUAUGUGCCCACUUGUGUCGGCAAAAAACCGUGCUACAGCCACACUUGCCCAAAACGGGAGAGAUUGCACAAGCGUCCUGACAGUAUCGAUGCACGUCUUGCACGAUCCACAACGCAUGCAUACCUGCGACAACAAGAACAACAACUUUGGUCAAAUACGGCUCCACCUUACAUUGCAGCAACGGUGUCUUCCAGUGAAAGAAAACGCCAAGAAACCAUCUUUGAACUUGUGUACACCGAAGAGAACUUUGUAAAAGAUCUUGAAUACAUUCAUGAUAUGUGGAUACAGCCAUUACAAGAACGCGACAUCAUUCCUGAAUCACGGCGUGAGACGUUUAUCAAUAAGGUGUUUUGCAACAUUAUGGCGAUUCAUCAAGUGAAUCAUCGUUUCCUUUCGGCAUUGCGUGUACUACAAGAAGAAAAUCCGAUUGUGGCACAAAUCGGCGAUGUGGUGCUGGAUUUUGUUAUGCAAUUGGAACCGUUUUUACUCUAUGGUGCACGACAACAUGAAGCAAAGUACAUGCUGGAUCAGGAGCGUGUCAAUAAUAAAAAGUUUGCAGUAUUUGCGGAGGAAACAGAGCGUGAUCCAUCGUCGUACAGGCUUGAAUUGGAUGGUUACCUGAGUAAACCCACAGCUCGGCUUGGUCGCUAUACCCUGUUUCUGGAUGCCAUAUUGAAACACACCCCACCGGAUAAUCCAGAUCGCAUCAAUAUACCAAAGGCAACUGAUAUCAUCAAACAAUUCUUGACACGCGUCAAUGAAGAGAACGGCAAAGCCAAAAAUCGAUUCGAUUUGGAACGCAUCGACCAAAAGCUGCUCUUUAAAUCUGACAAAGUGGAUCUCAAGCUCUUGGAGCAAGAUCGAGUCUUGGUGAAGCAAGUCAAAUUAUGCAAGAACCCAAAUGCUGAUGCACCACCCAAUUACCUCGUAUUGCUGUUUGAUCAUUAUCUGGUGAUGACCAAAGUCAAAAUGAUUAACCGACAGGAGCGAUAUGUGGUGAAGCGGAGGCCCAUCCCUUUGGAAUUAUUGGAGGUUUCCUUACCAGCAGCACCACGUCGAUCCAGCUCCAUUCUUCCAUCCAUGAGCCACGCCAAUCGUGCUGAUCCAUCCGCUGUCCCUAACAGGCAAACGGCUGGUAAAGCAACCUUUCCCAUUGUGUUCCAGCAUAUUGGUAGGAGGGGUACCAACACGAGUCUCACCUUGUACGCUCCUGCAUUGCCGAUCCUUAAGCCUUGGGUGGAACAAAUUCGGAUUCAGCAAAGCCUAAGAUCAAAGCGUGAGCCUGUAUUUGCCAUGAUACCUGCAGUACAAGAGCAUCGAUUUUUGGAUGAUGUUCGUAUCAAUCACAUUGUUACCUUUAACAAUGGGCAGCAAUAUGUUCUUGCAACGGAUGCUGGUGUCUAUGUUGGCCAUACUGGAAGAUCAAGCAAACCCCACAAGAUAUUAGCUGUGGAUAGGGUGGCCCAAGUACAAGUAUUGGAGGAAGCACAAUUGCUCUUAAUACUAGCAGACAAGACUUUGUAUGAAUAUAGUUUGGAUGUCGUGAACAACAAGCCCGAAGAACAAGCCGCUGGUCGACCUAUACAAUCCCAUGUACCCCAUUUUCAUGUGGGUUCAAGUCUCGGACGCAAGCUUGUGUGUAUUCCACGCGUUACGACUCCUUUGAACACCAACAUCACCCUUUUCGAACCAUCACGACCCAAUCAAAUGGAACGCAACAAGCGAUUUCUCGGCAAAAUCGUCAAAAAGUCAUCAUCAUCUUCAUCAUCAUCACCCUCCGACAUCCAUCUCAAAAAAUUCAAAGAAUGUUAUAUACCAAGUGAAGCCUGGGCCCUCGAGUUAUCUCAAAGUCAGAUGUUGAUCACCUGUCCUCGAGGAAUCAUCAUGGUAGACCUACGCUCUAAUCAAACACAACAAAUGCUGAAUCCAGAUGACAGGAGCCUAUCGUUUAUCACUGAACGUGAAAAGGAUGAAUCCCGGUUAAACAUACGAGCACCCAUGAAGCAUAUUGCUGUUUUUCGUGCAGUGCGAGGUGAUCAUUUUGUUUGCUAUGAUGAAUUUGGUUUCUAUAUUGAUGGCAGAGGUAAUCGCAAUCAUCGCAACUUUAAGAUUGAGUUUGAAGGUUCUCCUGAAGCCUACGCUUUUGCUUAUCCCUACGUUGUUGCCUUUGAGCCAAAUUUUAUCGAGAUCCGCAAUGUCGUUACUGGUGCCCUUGAGCAGAUAAUACGUGGCAGAGAUAUACGCUGUUUAAACAAUGGACACAAGACCGAGAAACCCUUCAUUUAUGGCGUUAUGGGUGAUCCAUCCCAGCCUACAUUUCAGUACAUAUUCCAACUGCAGCCUCUCUUUACCAAUUGA